Ascoidea rubescens DSM 1968 is the source of this 2172-nucleotide messenger RNA. RefSeq lists its product as uncharacterized. The coding region runs from base 1 to 2172 and encodes 723 amino acids. The record is from RefSeq and is a predicted model, not a curated record. The transcript has a single exon. NCBI's taxonomy places the organism in Eukaryota, Fungi, Ascomycota, Saccharomycetes, Ascoideales, Ascoideaceae.
AUGAAAUUUUCAAUUUUGCUGGAGUUGAUAAUCCUCCAAUAUCUAGUAAUAUACUUUAUCCCCUACAUACUCUUCAUACUACUCAUAACUUUAUCUAAUAUCCUCUCUUUCACAAAAUUUGCUUCAAAGACAAUACAUUUGAAUUUUAACUAUGAAUCAAUUGAUAAUCCUCCCUUUAUACUAUUGAAUUUAGAAAACACCUUAUAUAUUCCAAAACUAAAAGCUCACUUUGAUUUAAAUCAAAUUUAUAACAUCAACCUAAAAUUCCUUGAUCUUUUACCAAACUCAAAUGAUUAUCACUAUGUUCAAAAUGAACCCAUUAUGAUUAAACUAUCCAUUAUACCAAACCAGUUUCUUCACAAUUUAAAACCUGUUCACAAUAUUAAUACAGAAAAAGAUUGGAACAACAUCAGAAUUUGGCCAAUAACUGAGAACAAAAACUCUUUCUCGCUUGAUUCUAAACAAAACCAUUCUCUGCUUGAGUACGACGAUUCUUCAGUGUUUGUUGUAACCAAAAAAUCAUUUAUUCAUUCUCUCAUUCCUAAUCGUCGUCGUAAAUACAAUAUAGACUUGUUUGACGAAAAUAUUGACUCGUUUAGUGAUUUUCUUGCUUUCAAUUCCUUUAUCAAAUGGUCUUUUAAAGAAAUCGAGACCAAUCCUAUCCAAGCAUACACAAAUAAUUAUAACCUAAUAAUUGAAUUCAAUAAAAUCAAUUUACUCAUCAUAGACUCUACCUUAAAUUUGUCAUUUCACAAUCAAAAUAAUACAACUUGGGAAUUUUAUAUAUUUACACUAUCAGCUCUCUUUUGGUUCCAAAUAGUUUAUGUUUAUGGGGAAAUUCUAAUCCUAAAGCUUAAUACAACAUUAAUCUCACUUAUCAAAUUUUUAAUAUCAAUACCCAGUUUUAAAGCUAUCGAGAUUUUUCAACAAACCAUUUUAAUUCUUAAUUUCAAAGAAGCUGAUUCCAAAGAAAUUUACAAUGAAAUGGCCAAUGGCAUCGAUUAUAAUUCAGAUACCAAUGGUCUGUCAAACGAAUCGGAUAAUGAAAUUUUACUAUCUAUAACUCACAAAGGAAACAAUGUAACUGAUCAAAAUAGAACCCCUCAAAGAAAUUCGAGAGUUGGCAAUAAUUUGAAACUGAAAAUUUAUUCAACAGUUGCUUCUCUCUCCACUUCAAGUACAAAAUCAAAAGACAAUAAUGAUAACUUCAGGACUGAUAAUAAUUCAAUAACUACUUUUCAUGGAGCUAAUCAUGUUGGAACAUUCAAUUAUGACGAUUCAGCAAUUGAAGAAAAUAAUUUUGAACUCUUAGCAGAAAAUGGGUUGGAUUUGGUUUCAAAUACGUCUGAAGUUACACUAACUGAUGGUCCCAACUUAACACUACCAUACACUUCACAGAUUGCACAAGAUAACACUACAAAAGGAGCUCACACUGUUUUAAACCAAGUUAUUUUUGAUUUUGAUUUUAGUAGCAAUGUUUCAAAUGAUAGUAGUUUAGAUUCUAAUGAGAGUAUUUCUGAUCCUUUAAAAUCCUUCAACAUCAACAGCUCUUUCGCUGGUCAGUUUUCCAACUCCACAAGUGCUCUAAAUUCUUUAAAUGCUCCAAAUGAUCAGAGCAAUAUUAAUGCUGCAGAAAAGAAUGAUGUGAACACAAUCCCUAGAGCAGAUACUAUAACUAAUUGCAGCCAAUAUAAAGAGAGUUCAAAUUCAUUUACCUCUCUGCAAUCUAGAAAUAGUUUGCCAUCAAAUGAUAAUAAUAAGCACUCUCCCACUGAUUUUUCACCAGAUUCAAAGCCCAUCAAGCAAGAAUGUUGCAAACCAAGAAUCAGGGGAGCUCGUUCUAAACAAGCUCUACAACCAGCGAAAGAUACUCUCACUUCAAGAUUUGCAGAAGCUGAGUAUCCUGAUUAUUCUGAGAGCAGUCAUAAACCAGUUCAAAGCAACAAAUCUAAUCCAAAGCAAGACAUUGAUCUCCAAAACACAAUUCAUGCUAUGUUAAAUCCGCAGCUUAAUCUUUCAGUUUUGAAAAACAUUACUACAAAUCAAAAUUUCAUAAUCCAAAAUAAACACAAAUGUUCAUCAACUUCUAAUAGCAAUAAUGAUAAAAAUAAUGAUGAUUUAAUCAACGAUGAUGUGUUGGUUUCCAAUGAUUUUUCACUUCUUUUAAUUUAG